Molecule: messenger RNA, 2647 nt
Organism: Suricata suricatta (meerkat)
Lineage: Eukaryota; Metazoa; Chordata; Mammalia; Carnivora; Herpestidae
Gene: TMEM71
Product: transmembrane protein 71
Exons: 10
Coding region: 682-1614 (310 amino acids)
Source: RefSeq, a predicted model, not a curated record
GAAGUUUCUCUUAUGUUCUGACGGUGAGAAGUGAUGAGGUAGCUCAGAAAAGCAUCCUUCGAGUGACCAUGAUGUACCAGCUGGCCUGAUUUGUGGGCCACACAUCCUCUGCCGCUGGUCCAGGAGACUAUUUUGAGACUUCACCAUACUCCCUGGCGUGAAUGCCACUGAUGUGAGCCCAACAGGAAGUGUGACCUCAUUCUGCCUCUCAGUCUCUGGUUACACAUGCUGUUUUUGAAAGAAAACAAGAGCGGUUAUAAGGCUGACUUUCUCAAGAACUACGUGCCCUUUUAUUCCAGGAAACAACCAAAAGAACGAGAGGCCACGGAGGACAAAACCUCUCUGCAAACUCCUGUACACGGCGGGAGAUGCAUGCAGGCAUCUGUUAGGAGGAGGGAACGGGAUUUCUCUUUAUUACGAGACUUCCCCGCACCUGUUGACAGUCUUUAUUUUCAGCCGAAGAACUGCUAAAUCCUGGAUUUCUCCUCCGUCAACCGCAGGAAACUUCGCACUUCAGUAAUUCUUCUAUUCAUCAGUAGGAAGAAGGAACUGGGAACUCCCUUUGGAAGGAACAUGUAUGGACGGAUUAUUUUUCAGAAUGGAUGUGUUACUUCGAUGGAACUGAAAAUCUGUGAAGUUUGAACAAGCAGCAGUCCCAAGAUGUACUGAAUAUCUCAACUGAUGUCAACACCAGUGGCAAGUAAAUGUUCUUCAGGCUCUGAGAGAGAAUAUUCCAGAGAGAUGUCUCCCGGAUGCAUAUUCCCAAGUUUUGCCUGUGAUUUCCUGGAUCAUGACAGUUCCUUUGAAUGCUGCUCCGUAGAUCUCCCGAUGGGCUCCCACAUGACCUGUCGCCGAAGUCCCAGACUCCUCUCCAAUGGAUACUACGUUUGGACAGAGGACAGUUUCCUCUGUAGCAAAGAUGGCAACAUGACUCUGAGCCCACCCCAGACCAGUGUUCUUUACAAGGAGAAUUUAGUUAGAAUAUUUAAAAAGAAAAAGAGAAUCCGCCCUUCCUUGUCGAAUCUCUUCAACCUUGGCACCUCUACAUCCUGGCAGCAUGGAGGUAUCUUUGGUGACGUUGCCUCCUCUCUAAGUGAGGACUCCUGGCUGGAGGCGGUCAGCAGGCUGGACAAGCACCAUUGCCAUGAAAUCGGAGAGGAUCCUGAGUGUUCCGAUGCCUGGGAGUCUGAGCAGCCAAAGGCAACCUCCUCCUCUGGCCACGCUGUGUCUUGGACUCCACCAGAGAACUCCCUCGACCUGGCCCUUCUGUCUCCAGUGACAGCAUCUGAACAUUUCCCCGGGAACAUUCUGGAUCAUGCAAAAAGCAGUUUGUGGAGAGAGGUCUUCUUUCCAGCAGUUCUGCUGGCUGCGUGCUUAAUCAUUUGUGCAUGUGCAAGAUGCCUUCUGGGAGGAAGCGUAGCCAGCAUCCUCGCAUGCCCGUUGAUGAUAACUAUUGCCUAUGCUGUCAAGUCAUUGUUUCUCAGUCUUGCCAACUAUUUCAAAGGCGCCACCUGGGCUCAAACUUGGAAGUGCACCUCACCAGCAUUAAUGACACAUUUGCACUCAUGUUCAGCUUUCUGGGCUGAGAUGUCGCACUCUUCAGGACUGGAGUAACCAACAAUGUCUCAACAAAAGACUUUCACCCAAAGAGCCACUUUGUAACUCAACUUUCAACUAUCGCUGCUUGUCAGAUGGUGUGAAUUGUUAAAUGCCUUCUCUUGGGGUUUUAAGAUGAACUUGUGCAACUAAGCGGAAAGAUCAGCAUCACCUUGUUAAGAACUCAGUAAUGAGAGCAGAGUCUCUUGAAGCAUGGUGCAGGGCGCAUCUGUUCUAGAACCUACUGGAGAGCCUCUAUCCUGAUCCCAGCUCUUCUGAAUCUGAAUUUCCUAGAGCUCCUCAUUUUUAACAACCUGUCUAGGUAAUUCCUGUCGUGUCAACUGUGAGAACCCUGGAAAGAUGGUUUGUAAAUUCUUUGCCCCUCGAUUUCUAAAGUAGCAUCACGUAAUCUACUAAGUCUCUGUUGAGAACUGACGAUACAUUAUGUGCUGCACUGAAUAUCCGGUUCUGCUCGGGUGGAGUCCCUCCCAGGGGUCAGACACUUCCUCUCGGGGCCAAGGCUGCCAUGCCAAGGCCUCGGGAUUUCAGAGUCUAAGGAGACCUGUAAAGGGCAAGGUGAAGUCGCAUUUACUAUGGUUAAGUGCAAGUACAGAGUCAGCACAGAGGCUAGGGACACAGCGGGAGAGAGGUUCUGCCAGACUGGGAGGGACGGGGGGAGUGGGCAAGGAAGGCUUCCCGGACAUCUGGAACCUGACCUUGGGGGGGAGAGUGUCACCUGCUGCUUUCAGAGACCUCCCACUGUUCUGAGCGCCUCAUUUGUUACCUCCUAAAAGAAAUUAGAUCACGAUUAGGAUGCUAUUUCUCUCCUACACACUCUCAUCCACAGCUUCAAUAAGAUCCCUCCUUUGAUUAUUUGUGUAUGCACUUUAACUUCUUCUCUAUUUCUGCUCCAGUUUUUCCUGUUUGCUGCCCCCUCCCCUGCCUCCUGUCCACACACUGUUGCAUUAAGACCUGUGAAAACAAGGACCAUCGACUUCAUUUUGGUAUCUAUCUCAAUAUCUUGAGAAUAGUACAAACCAGGCGCGCCUGG